Myodes glareolus (Bank vole) is the source of this 4172-nucleotide messenger RNA. The record is from RefSeq and is a predicted model, not a curated record. NCBI's taxonomy places the organism in Eukaryota, Metazoa, Chordata, Mammalia, Rodentia, Cricetidae.
UGACGCUGUUAAAACUCUCUUUGAUGGAUAUAUUAGGCCAAUGUUCCUCCAAUUCCAAUAUGAAUAAUUAUGAGUUUGAUGGAAUGCAGAUUAUUGGUUAUUAAUAUGACUGGGGUUUUCAGGAAUGUUCGACCAUGCAGCUCAAAUAAUUCAUACUUUGGGGAGCACUCACCACGCUUUGAGAAACGCUACUGGUUUAGGUUUGCAAUCUACCAGUGGUCUGGGCAAAGUUCUCAUGAAGCCACGAUUUUAACUAAAGAUGCUUGUCAACAUAGAAAACACGCGCUCUUGUGCUUACAUGCUUGGUAUUUCAAACUAUUAGUUGGAAAACGAUUUCAGAUCCAGCCCAGCCAAAACUGUUUAGCAAAGUACGAGGUUGCCUUCCGACUGGAGCUAUUGAUAAAGGGCAAAAGCAACAACAAUUAAAGAAGCCCUGUCCAGAUGGGAAGAAAAGACCGGUCAAAGGCCGUCUGAGGCCAGAGAGAUAAAACUGUAUGCCCAGAUCCCCCCGAUAGAGAAGAUGGACGCAUCUCUGUCCACACUUGCCAACUGCGAGAAGCUUUCCCUGUCUACAAACUGCAUUGAAAAAAUUGCCAACCUGAACGGCUUAAAAAACUUGAGGAUUUUGUCCUUAGGAAGAAACAACAUAAAGAACCUCAAUGGACUGGAAGCAGUAGGAGACACGUUAGAAGAACUGUGGAUCUCCUACAAUUUCAUUGAGAAGCUGAAAGGGAUCCAUGUGAUGAAGAAGCUGAAGAUUCUCUACAUGUCUAAUAACCUGGUAAAAGACUGGGCUGAAUUUGUGAAACUGGCAGAACUGCCAUGCCUGGAAGACCUGGUGUUCGUAGGCAACCCGCUGGAGGAGAAGCAUUCUGCCGAGGGCAACUGGAUCGAUGAAGCGACCAAGAGAGUGCCAAAGCUGAAAAAGCUGGAUGACCAGCAGCACCGGCUCCGGUGCAGGCCACCUUUGGAAACUGCAAAUCCCCGGCUGUGUCCAGGUAUGGACCACACCACCUGUCCCCUAAAAUGUACACGCCAGUCGUUUCAACAGCAAAGGGACCUGUUAUCUGUUCUCAGUUGCUUAGUAUUGGGGGGGGCAAGCAUUUUAAAGGUAUACUUUCAAGUCUGUAAAGGUUCAUGUCCUUAUAACUCCAAAGCACAAAAGCAUCUAUGUCCUCACGGGCUCGGAAGGCAGCACGCUGAUGGGAAGUGUUCCUAUUAGAACACAGCUGGACCUAGAACCAGGAGUCCAGCAUCUAAUGGGAAACACUGGCGAGAAAAGGAAGACUGACUGGCUUGGAGUCUCCUUAGCUCCUGUUAUAUUUACUUAUUCUUUUUCCAAAACUGUGUGCACUGUCAACUGGAAUUUAGGUUGUGGUCCAUGGAUGCCCACUGGAGUCAUGUAUACCCAUCAGUGACUAAUGCAGCUGGCGUGCUCACUCCCUUGAUAGUAAUGUGACCACAUCAGCUCUUGUGGACCUUGCCAUAUGCAGAUUUUGAGACAUAAUUUCUCAUAUGUUUAAAGCAGUAGACAAUAGUUCUAACUACCUACCAUUGAGAUUGGUAAAAACUUUUCCCUAAUAAGUUAUCCCAGUGCCCUUUGCUUUAUGGCUAUAAGGGUACAAACUUAAAGACUGAAUUUGGUAGCUCUAAAUAAAUAAAAUAGUUUUUCAAAAUAUAUUUUUGAGAAGAUCUAAGUUAAGCAGCUUGAAGGUGUAUUAUGUAAGUGGUGUAGAGGAAAGAGAGGUGUGGGACGGAUCCCAGGUGUAUUGUGUAAGUGGUGUAGAGGGAAGAGAGAUGUUGUGGGACGGAUCCCAGGCAAAUGGCAGUGUCUGGAGAUGUCUCCUGUGGGUCACUGGAGGUGUCCUGGCCUCCAGUCUGCAAAGCAAUAGUUAGCUGUGGAGAUUAUCAUUUCUCAUGUAAGAAAAAUAUCCUGAGAAAUGUAAAACAUCAUCAACACCAGACGAAGUCUCCAGUGGGCCGUGAUAGAAGCACUGACUGCAGAAAAGACAUCAGGACCCCUACCAAAUUGUGCCUAAAGUCUCAAAAGAGGCUCCCAAUUCCUGAUCCCAUCUCCACGUGGUUCUCCUUAUUUAAUGAUUACAUUAGUCUUGAUUUGAGGAAUUUAAUAGCUAUCAUUUCAGUAAGAAUGACUCCAUUCCUCCAAGAGUCAAACUGAUCAAAGGGACCACUGCUGUGACAAUCAUCAACUCUGAACCCUAACAAGAAGGCCUGGUCUUGGACUUUGUGCUCAGGACCUGAGUUUGCUCCCCAGCACCCAUGUGGAGGUCACAACUGCCUGCCACUCCAGGGGAUCUGAUACUGUUUUGGGGCUUCCUGGGGUGCCAGACACACAAGUUACACAGACAUACAUGGAGACAUACUCAUGAAAUAAUACAUUUUUCAAAAGAACACCUAGUCUAAUACCUUAUAUACUUCUUUGAAGUUGGUCUGAUGGAAAGAAACUACCCUGCCAGGCUUAACCAUUCAAAACCACUGACAUUUCUAUUGUGAGCCACAAGGUAAGACUUCAUUGUCCUUGGUGGUGCCGAAGGCCCACAGCUGAGAGGGACAUUGCUGUUGCUAUAGCUUGCACUGUUUCUAUGUGUGGCUCUACUUCCUAAAAGGUACCCUGGGAGUGAGUUUGGGAAGUGAAUGGCUUCAUACUGGAUCUGUGAAAUUACUUACAGGAUAUGUGGGGUUUUUUUUCCCCAACUUCUGUAAUUGGGAAACAUCCCUCCCCCAUUUCUUAAUGUCUUUUAAUCAGGGGUGGUUCUCAGAGAUAUGUAAGGUGCUUUUCUGUGUCCAUUUCACACAAAUAUCAUUUUCGGCUCUUAUCCACAAAUAUUGGAAUGGUUUUGAUGCAUCUCUGUUUCUGGAAUUAAAGCCAAAUGCACUCAAUUAGGAAAUGGAAUGGAAGGCUGGAUAUAUGAAAACAUUAAGGAUAUCCUGUCAGAUUAUUCUUAAGUCAUCUUUUACUGCUAAAACUGUAGUUGAUAUAGGAUGUUCUUGGCUUAUGCCAUUCAGAUUGGAGACUGGACCACCUUGGAGUAGAUGCUGUCUGCAUUCACAUGAACUUCUGCCGCUCUUACAAUGGCGAGUGCUAAAAUCAGCCCAGUAUUUUAAUUUUUCACAGAUGUUGGUAGAUCAGAAUUCUGCUUUCUGCGUUUCUUAAUUUCGAGCUAUGGCCAUAUUUAUCUAGCCAGGCCUUGGGAGACUCUGGUGCUCUCUGCUCACCGCACCAGAGGUGCUCAGCAUCCACGCUAUUUGCAUUUCAGACUGUAUAACUCACUGCUGUGGGCUGUGUGUUGUAGGCUAUUUAGCCACAGCCCUGUCUCCUGUACCCUAGAUGCCAGUAGCUCCUCCUCUCCAGUUAUGACAGCAAAAGAUGGCUCCAAACAUUGCCCACUAUCCCCUGGAGCAGGGGAGAACACCAAAUUCUCCCCUAGGUAAGAACCAGUGUUUGUUGUCCCAGCAUACCUCUGUCUGUUGUCCACUUUAGCUCUGUAGUGGGCCCACCAGAGUUAUGGUGAGAAGAUGGCAUCUUUUACCACCAUGGCUGGAGAUGGUCGGUAGUGGUGCCCUUUGUGCAGUGCUCGGUUUCAUGUGCACACAGUCCCAGAAACUCGGCUGGGAUACUCCAGCCUCUGUGUGAAGGAUUUCAGCUUCAGUUAUGUGACGAGCGGGGGUGCUCAUCUUAGGACGGUGACUGAUGACUUAGCCUAUCUCUCUUGCCGUCAACAAAAUCCAACUUUAUAUUUUGUUUUGUCUCUAAAGCUUAAUAUUUGGAAUACACUUUAGAAAAUGUAUCAUCAUGCACAAUUUUUUUUUGUAGACUGUGUCUUUUAAUCUAGAAAGCAUCGUGUUUAAUUGCUCAUGCAGGGAAAUUAGCUGGUGCAGACUUCCGGUAUGACUGUGGGCACAAGGAUGCCGUCCCUAACUGGUCAGUAACUCGGCAUGCUUCCUGGAGCUGCCCUGCAUGCGGCUCUGCAGUGGAAAUAGGUGUUGAGUAGGUGUUUCUUCUGAUACCUUCGCCAGUGGUCUAGAAGCAAAAUAAGGAACGCUAACUAAAUCUGUCAUUGGCUGAGAACUGGGGACAUGGAAAACAGGAUUGGGAUCUUUUACUCGAGUUUUCCUUAAGGUUAGCAUGAAAAAGCCCAGAAAGUUGGAUU